Messenger RNA from Daldinia loculata, 2234 nucleotides. Its product is annotated as alpha/beta-hydrolase. The transcript has 2 exons. The record is from RefSeq and is a predicted model, not a curated record. NCBI's taxonomy places the organism in Eukaryota, Fungi, Ascomycota, Sordariomycetes, Xylariales, Hypoxylaceae. Gene Ontology annotation, cellular component: mitochondrial inner membrane. Gene Ontology annotation, molecular function: A2-type glycerophospholipase activity. The coding region runs from base 369 to 2006 and encodes 545 amino acids. Gene Ontology annotation, biological process: cardiolipin acyl-chain remodeling.
AGUCCAAUCUACCCACUGAUUCAUCUCAUUCCCCUGACCAUGUAUCUUGACUCGUUCAGCCAGUAGCCAAUCCGAGCUGAGCAGCCCUUGGAUCUCGUCUAAUCCGGCUUACGCGACUAAUCUUAGAAUCAAAAAAGUUACUCGUUACUUUGCUCUGCCACAGAGUUCCUGCAUGCAAUACACUAAGCACCACCGCGGAUGGUCGGACUUUACUUUGCGCAUUAGGUACCUAAGUUUAUACAUACGUACGUGGUCAGCAUAGUGGCUGUGUGUACCCCUAAGAGGUGGUUAUCGCAUUCCAUGUCUCGGAUUUUGCCCCCCCGUAAUUAUAUAAGAAAAGGCGUAGCCGGCUUUGCCACCCCUCCGGUAUGCUCAAAGGUCCAACUUCAAUUAUUGUGCAGUCGAGGAAGCUUGUGGCCACUUUUGCGCGGACGCAGCACACCGACGAUACCAUUUCCCCAGUGAAGACCGAUCUAUCCCCUGAGGAGCCUAUUCCAGUCCCAUCCAACAUACCAAUCGGACGACCACAGCGACCAAUGUCAGCAUCUCGAAGAGCCAGAGAGCAGACGCCAGAAGGAACGGGGGUUCCCAAACCACCUUCUACGGCUACGGGGAUGUUUCCUUUAGGUUAUAAAGAAGCUGCAUCUCAAUGGUGGAACGGUGUAACGCCUACGAUCGCUGAACGUAACGUGAUAUCAUGCAUUCCGUAUCUCCGAGAAGCCAUCGCGUCAGGUACGAGCUCUGCGACAGAUGUCCCGUCGGCGGAACAUCCUGGUGAGACUCAGACGUCGACGAAAAUCGAUCCCUACGGGCCAAGAAUAUGGAAGUCGACAAUGGUAAAGUUAUCUGGCAAGAAUAGGGGUCUAAAUGAGUUCUCUGUGGAACGUGUCGGAGAACCCGUCGAUGACACACUCGUUAUGCUUCACGGAUAUGGAGCCGGGUUAGGCUUCUACUACAAAAACUUUGAGAAUCUUAGUCGUGCCAAAGGCUGGAAGCUCUACGCGCUGGAUUGGCUAGGAAUGGGCAACUCCGCAAGACCACCAUUCAGGGUCUGCGCGAAAGAUCCGGCGGCAAAGAUCACAGAAGCGGAGAAUUGGUUCAUAGACGCGCUGGAGGAAUGGAGGAAGAUUCGAAAGAUCGAGAAAUUUACUCUUCUUGGUCAUUCUUUAGGUGGCUACUUGAGUGUUUCCUAUGCGCUCAAAUACCCUGGUCACGUAAAUAAGCUCAUCCUCGCUUCUCCAGUCGGUAUACCUGAAGAUCCCUAUGCUGUGAAUGCCGACAUGCCAGAACCAACGGAGUCGACAUUCCAAGACGAGUUUACCAUGGACCAGCAAUCAACAACAGAAAGCCACGGUAUUGAUGGUCUCAAUGGUAAUAAGAAGGUGCAACAGCAAGAAGCUAAGAAGCGACCGUAUCCUUCAUGGUUGGUCUGGUUAUGGGACGCCAACGUGUCGCCAUUUAGUAUUGUACGAUUGGCGGGACCGCUAGGACCACGACUUGCUUCAGGUUGGACCUCUCGCCGGUUUAACCAUCUUACGUCGGAAGAGAAGCAGACACUCCACGACUACGCAUACUCGAUUUUCAGGCAAAGGGGAAGCGGUGAAUACGUGCUGCCUUAUCUCCUCGCCCCUGGCGCGCACGCACGACGGCCAGUCAUCAAUCGAAUCCACCGUGUAGGUAGACAAGUCAUCACUCCCGCAACCGAAACAGAACCGGCCGUAAAAGAAACGGGAUUUCCGAUCAUUUUCAUGUACGGGGAAAACGACUGGAUGGAUGUAGCAGGUGGUCUUGCUGCGGAGGAGAAACUUAAGGAAGCGAAAGCCAAGAUAUUAUUAAACGCCACCGAAGAAGAGAGGAGGAAAGAAAAAGGCGAUGCAAAAGUUAUCAUCGUCAGCCGGGCUGGUCAUCAUCUCUACCUCGAUAACCCAGACGAGUUCAACAAAUACAUCCGUGAGGAGCAAGAAGAUACGAGACAGCGGACGUUGGAAGAGAAGACUCAGUCGUAGGCUUUUAUGUCUACAACUAAUGGGGUUGCUGGUUUUUGAAUGCAUUGCCUGGCGUUUUGGUUGGAUAUUAGACUUAGAGCUUUUGGUUGACGAUAAUACGAUAAUAAUGACCAGAAGCUAGCUACAUUGUACACUAUUCGCGAGUUAUGGUACACCAGUAUUAUAUAUAUACCUAGAUUUAUAUCCUUGUUAAACAUAGCUAUUAAUACUACUACUACAUACUCGUUA